UCCCGAUCAGCCGAUCAGUACACCAAAACGAGGAAUUUGGGCUCAGGCAAAGCAACGUGAAGACAGCCACAGUAAACUGACGUGCAGACUAACAUGUGAAGGACUAUGGGCUGAUCUCCCAUCUGAAGUUGCGACCGUCGCCUCGCCGCGAUAGAAUGACUGGGUCGUCGCGUGAUCUCUUUGAUCAGUCAUUUGAUGCCCUCUGCAGCAUUCGAGUACUCUAGAAACCCCCAUAUCACGCUGAAUUUCCCUCUGCAGUCUCUCGUUUGCACUUUAUCUGACUACUUAUUUGAUAAGCCGGCCUAGUUGUAGAGGUCCCGCCACUUACCCACCACCAACACCACAACUCACCAUGCACAACGCAGACCCAACCCCAGAUGAUUCCACCCUCUACGUCGUCAAACGAACCGUCCUCGAUCCUCGCAAUCCGUCAGGUCUAACCUCCACGACCACCCUCCCCGCAACACUCACCUCUCUCCCCGCGGCGAAAGCCGAGGCCAAAGCCUUGCUCCCACAAGAGGGCUAUGACACAGACUUUUUCAAAAUCUAUGAAGUCAAGAGCGACCCCGAGAAAUGGAAGUAUGGUGAGGGCGUAAUGGUCUAUGCUGAAGCGCCGUCGGGAGAGGUGUUCAAAGUUGGGAUCGACACGGUGCCGAACCUAGCAGGAUUGAAGGCGGGUGAUCAAGGCAGGGUGUUACAGCCGCUUUAUCAUGUUGUUCAAACCCUGGUGGAGUAUGGCGACGAUAGGUCCGGAACGGAGCGGUAUGCGGUCGUUGAAGGGACGUAUGCGGAUAAGGGUGAGGCCAGAGAACGGGCGCUGAAGGUGCUGCUGGACGAGAACGUUGGGAAAGAGGAUUUUGUGGAGUACGAUGAGUAUGAUGAGGAUGGGGAGCGGCCAUUCGGGGGGGAUGUUGUGGUGCAUGCGGUGAAGGAGGGCGGGGAGAAUAUCUUGGUGUAUAACGCGUCCGUACCAGCACCUUGAAAGGUUGAAAAUGACGUCCUUCGCCUCUUCUUUGCAUAGUUUAUCACUCCUAGCUAUGCUGAGAGCUGUAGCUGUGCAUCUUCAACGCUCUAGAAGGCGAUCAGUUGGUGGUACACCGCCACGAAUACUUCCAGACCUUUCAAGUGCAGCAUGCCGCGGCCCUCGAAACAGCUCCGGCCGGCAAGCAUCCGCGCGCCCUCUUCUCCUGACAGUCUUCCCUUCAAGCCGAAUACGCACACGCUAGACUGCA
Messenger RNA from Paraphaeosphaeria sporulosa, 1232 nucleotides. RefSeq lists its product as uncharacterized. Bases 353 to 982 code for a protein of 209 amino acids. Lineage: Eukaryota; Fungi; Ascomycota; Dothideomycetes; Pleosporales; Didymosphaeriaceae. The record is from RefSeq and is a predicted model, not a curated record. The transcript has 2 exons.